This is a messenger RNA of Diachasmimorpha longicaudata, 2028 nucleotides long. It is a transcript of the gene Eb1, whose product is annotated as microtubule-associated protein RP/EB family member 1. The record is from RefSeq and is a predicted model, not a curated record. Gene Ontology annotation, biological process: protein localization to microtubule; spindle assembly; regulation of microtubule polymerization or depolymerization. The coding region runs from base 186 to 1016 and encodes 276 amino acids. The transcript is spliced from 7 exons. NCBI's taxonomy places the organism in Eukaryota, Metazoa, Arthropoda, Insecta, Hymenoptera, Braconidae. Gene Ontology annotation, cellular component: microtubule organizing center; cytoplasmic microtubule; spindle midzone. Gene Ontology annotation, molecular function: microtubule plus-end binding.
UCACAAAAUGGUGGAUAGCGAACGAUUUUCCUAUGAGAGUUCCCCUUAAGGCGGUAUGCCAUUCCAAGGCGAAUAGGUAAAAGGAGUUAGCGUUUGCUCUCUCACAUUAUUGUGUUUAUCGUUGUUCUACAGAGAAUAUUGACCGAACGGUUUGACAGUGAAUAGGAACUAAUCUCCAACGAAAAAUGGCGGUCAAUGUUUAUGCUACAAAUGUAACAACCGACAAUCUCAGCCGUCAUGAUAUGCUCGCAUGGGUCAAUGACUGUCUGCAAUCAUCAUUCUCGAAAAUUGAGGAAUUAUGCACUGGUGCGGCCUACUGCCAAUUCAUGGACAUGCUAUUCCCCAACAGUGUACCAUUGAAGAGGGUCAAAUUCAGGACCAAUUUGGAGCACGAGUACAUUCAAAAUUUCAAAAUUCUCCAGGGUGGAUUCAAAAAGAUGAAUGUUGAUAAGGUGAUUCCAGUGGACAGAUUGAUAAAGGGCCGUUUCCAGGACAACUUUGAAUUUUUACAAUGGUUCAAGAAAUUUUUUGAUGCCAAUUAUGAUGGCACUGAGUACGAUGCAUUUGAAGCACGUGGAAGAAUUCCAUUAGGUUCUGGAGUUGAUGGGUGUCAUAAUUUGUCCAAUCCACAAUUGGUACCAUUGACAACUCAAGCAAAACCACCUCAGAUGCAGCCGCGAGGCCAGAUGCAUCAAAAUCAACAGCGGAACAUUGCCCAGAGGCAGCAGGUUCCUAAUAAACUUCAGCAAACUCGUCCUGUGGCGAAGACAGCUCCACUGGGAAACCGUGAUACUGGCAAAGUUGAAGAACUCAACAAUCAGAAUGCUGAACUCAAGCUCAUGAUCGACGGUCUUGAGAAAGAAAGAGACUUCUACUUCGGUAAACUACGACACAUCGAAUUAAUGUGCCAGGAGACUGAGGAGGACCAGCCGUCAAUUGUACAGAAAAUCUUGGAUGUACUUUACGCAACUGAGGAAGAUGAAAAUGGCCAGAAGGACGAGGAACAUACUUAUUAAGCAACUUUAUUAAUCUAUCAUUAAUCAAGCUCGAUUUCAAGGAUGGCUUUGCUCCACCAGAGGAAUUGGAAGGUGACGGUUUGGCUCCUGACGACGAGGAAUACUAACCCCCUUAAUCUCUCUGCACUUAGAUCACAAAGAAAAAAAAGGUGGACAAAGUUUCAGUACAUUCGAUGAGCCAACAAGAGAUAAACAACCAAGAAAACCCCGAUUAAAAAAUCCAUUCAUUCUAUGCGCGUAAUUGAUUAUAUGAAAUUCCUAGCUGAAAGAAAUACGUGGACAAAUUCUAAGAGAUCGAAAAUUAAUAAAUCGAGAGAUGAACAUCUGUUUAUGUAUUAAUUUGAGAAGAAUAUUGCGAAAAAUACUAAUGCAGACCAUCGGCAAAUCAUAGAAACAAAUUCGAAACUUUUAACGUUUGUUUUCUGCUUUCCAUAUUUUUUCAUUGGCCAAGAGAAUCCUCAGAUUUCAAUGAAAUUACCGAUUAAUAAUUUACCGCAAUAAUUCGUGGUUGGUUUUCUUUUUUAUUUUCAUUUUUUUUACAAUUUUGUACACGUUGAAUUAGGAGAGAAAGGCAAAUAAAAUAUCUUCAUGUUCGACUAUUCAUGUUUAAUAAUUUUUCGACACGUUGUGAUUUAAUACGUGUUAGAACUGAUUGUGAUUAUUAUUUGUUUAUCAUUUUCACUAUUCAAAAGUCACUGAACUUAUAUUAAGUAAAAGAAUGUACCAGUUAUUUUCUAAAUAUGAGCGUAAUUGCCCUGAUAAGAACGACAUGUUGAAAAUUGUCGAAUAUUGAGUUUAAAAAAAAAUUGAAAUUAUCGUGGAGCACAAAUGGAGGGGCUGGUUGAUUUGACAUGCAACAUGGGGCUGAGAAGAAGGAUAAAUUGGAGAUUUGUAAUAUUGUGUAAAAUGAGUGAGAUUGGAUAAGUGUUUAAGGUAUGAGAUAAUCAAGAUUAUUGGAAAGAAUAUUGAUGCUUUUUGGAGACUAUUAUUAGAAUAAAAAUCAUCACAGCGA